This is a messenger RNA of Echinops telfairi (small Madagascar hedgehog), 3083 nucleotides long. RefSeq names its product zinc finger protein OZF-like. The transcript has 4 exons. The record is from RefSeq and is a predicted model, not a curated record. The coding region runs from base 243 to 1922 and encodes 559 amino acids. NCBI's taxonomy places the organism in Eukaryota, Metazoa, Chordata, Mammalia, Afrosoricida, Tenrecidae. Gene Ontology annotation, cellular component: nucleus. Gene Ontology annotation, biological process: regulation of transcription by RNA polymerase II. Gene Ontology annotation, molecular function: RNA polymerase II cis-regulatory region sequence-specific DNA binding; DNA-binding transcription activator activity, RNA polymerase II-specific.
CCAAGUGUGGUACAGGGAAAACCAGUCCAGUCCAGGCUGCUGGGGACCUUGAGUGACCACCUUGUACAUACCUGCAGUUGCAAGUAAGGAUUUCAUCUGCUCCGAUUGCCUGUCUAGACCACGCAUUCAUCUGCCUCCAAAGUGCCUACUGGUCCCCCUUCUGUUCCCAUACCUCUCACUGAAGCAGCGUCCGGGACUUAGAGAGGACAUUUGCAUAGACUUCCAGAAGCUGGAGCAAGGAAAUGGAUUCAGUGGUCAUUGAGGAUGUGACUGUGAACUUUACCCAGGAAGAGUGGGCUUUGAUGAAUCUUGCUCAGAGGAAACUCUACAUAGAUGUGAUGUUGGAAACCUUCAUAAACCUGGCCUCAGUAGUUUCUCGAAAACUUCGUGAUGGAGAAAAGUUGCCCAAUGAACAUACAGUAGUGCGAUUUAUGAAGAAUGACACUUGGUCCUCCAUAUUUGGAGAAGUCAGUGAAUUGCGUAGCAAUGAAGAUCAGCAGAACAACCAGAGGAGUUAUUUGAGAGGACAUUUGGUAGAGAAUCUUCAUGCAAAUGAGGAAGGUAAUCAGUGUGGAAAAACCUUCAGUCAGAUUCCAAAGUUUACUGAGAUCAAAAGAACUACUGGGGUAAAUCCUUUUGAAUACCUUACAUGUGGAAGAUCCUUCAUAGAUCAUUCAUUGUAUAGGUCUCGUGUCACAUCUGAAACUGGAUGCAAUAUCUAUCAACAUAAGGAAUAUGAAGAAACCUAUAACUAUCCGUUCCUAAGCACUCCUGUGAAACCUGUUAGUGGAGACAAACCAUAUGAAUGUAAUCAAUAUGGGGGGAAUUUCUAUAGUUAUCCAUCCUUUCAGACACAUGUGAAAAAUCACAAGGGUGAAUAUAAAGAAUAUUGGAAACCUUGUCCCUCUUCACUUAGUUUACAUAAAAAAAGUUACAGUGGACAUAAACCUUACAAAUGUAAGCAGUGUGGUAAAGCCUUUCGUCAUUCAUCAGCUCUCAUUACACAUAUAAGAAUUCACAGUGGAGAGAAACCUUAUGAAUGUAAGGAAUGUGGGAAAGCCUUUAGUGAUCCUUCAUCUCUCACUACACAUGUAAGAAUUCACAGCGGAGAAAGACCUUAUGAAUGUAAAGAAUGCGGGAAAGCCUUUACUAAUUCUUCAGCUCUCACUAGACAUUCUAGAACUCACAGUGGAGAGAAACCUUAUGAAUGUAAGGAAUGUGGAAAAGCUUUUGGUGAUUCUUCAUCUCUUACUACACAUAUAAGAAUUCAUAGUGGAGAGAGGCCUUAUGAAUGUAAGGAAUGUGGUAAAGCUUUUACUAUUUCUUCAUCUCUGACUACACAUAUAAGAACUCACAGUGGAGAAAGACCUUAUGAAUGUAAGGAAUGUGGAAAAGCUUUUACUGGUUCCUCAGCAUUCACAACACAUAUAAGAACUCAUAGUGGAGAGAGGCCUUACGAAUGUAAGGAAUGUGGGAAAGUGUUUAGCCAGUCCUCAUCACUCAUAACACACAUAAGAACUCAUAGUGGAGAGAGACCUUAUGAAUGUAAGGAAUGUGGGAAAGUCUUCAGUAAUUCCUCAGCUCUCACCACACAUAUAAGAAUUCACACGGGAGAGAAGCCCUAUGAAUGUGAGGAAUGUGGAAGGGCCUUUAGUCAUUUUUCAAACCUCACUAAACACAUUAGAACUCACAGUGGUGAGAGGCCUUAUGGAUGUAUGGAAUGUGGAAAAGUAUUUAGUCGUUCUUCACACCUCAUUAGACAUAUAAGAACACACAGUGGAGAGAGGCCUUAUGAGUGUAAGGAAUGUGGGAAAACCUUCACUGAUUCCUCAUCCCUCACCAGACAUCUAAGAAUUCACAGUGGAGAGAGGGCUUACGGAAACACCUUUAUUAACUCCUCUGUCCUUAAUGAACCUCAUUAACCUCACAGUGGAGUUUUUGUUGUAAAGAAUGUGAGAAACUUGCUACUUCUACCUCCUCUCAUAAAACACGAAGGUACAGUGGAGGAAGCAGUAUGAAUGUAAGUAAUGCAGGAAAAUUUUGUCAUUACUUUUUCUGUAAACAUACCAGCUUAAAAUAGAGUCUGGAUGUAAGGAAUGUGGGAAAGCCUUUAGACGUUUACCAUACUUUAUAACACUUGAGUAAGUAUGCUAGAGAGGAAUAAUAUAUGCCUAAUAUUGGAUAGUAUUGAUCCAGCAUCUUUGUUCAAAACUGGCAGAGAAGGCUUCUAAAUCUAAAGAAUGUGGUAACAUCUUCCCGUAUUUUCACAAACAAGAAUUCACAUAUAUUUGAAAAGCCUUUCUAACGAACUCAGGUGACUGUGAGAGGUGUCACAGUGAAGAGACAUCAUGGAAUGGAUGACCCUUGGGAUCAUCUAUCUACUUUUCCAGUCCUAAACAACAUGUGAAAUACUAAAUUGUAGGUCAGUCCUCCGAAUGCUAAAGUUAAGGGAGGCCUUUAGUGUGCCUCUUCCCUCAGCACACCAGACACUGGAGAGACCAGGUGUGUAUGUAAGCAUGUGGGGAAGUCACCAAUCACAUUAUUUACCAUUUUGCACACAAGGGAAUUCAUAGGAAGGGAGGAAUAUUACCAAAGUUACAUAUGUGGAUUUUACUACUCUCUUAACCACAGAAGCAUUAAUGUUCACUUUGUAUUUUCUGAUGUUAACACCAAAAUGAAAAGUAUUACUCUAAAUCUGCUUUAAAAUUUUUGGCAUGGCCUCACAAGUAGAAAUUUACUGUCUUUCCACUUAGGAGGCCAAAAGUCUGAAUUCAGGAUGCCAGGUACAGGGGAGAGAUUUCUCUCUGUUACCUCUGUGGAAAGGUCUUUUCAUCACCCGCACCCUGACUGUAGUUUUUUGCAACGUGAGGGCCAUGGGUCCAAAAGAUGUGCUCUGCCCAGUUCAUCUUUUUUGUUAGGGAUAGAUCCCUUUCCAUGGGAUGGAUUUUAUUAAGUAUAGUUUGUAUUUUUGUUUUUUGUCAUGAUUUUUCAAGGAGUCUUGUUAAUGCUGUUGGGUAAAUGUUCGAUGGCUAAUUGCAAGGUUGAAGGUUCAAACCCACCAACCACUUCAUGAGUGAGAAAUA